GAGAGAAAAAGAGAGAGAAAGACAGAGGGAUUACCGGGAAAGAGAGAGAGAAAAAAAGAGAGAGAGAGAGAGAGAGAGAGAGAGAGAGAGAGAGAAGCGUUUUGCUUGGAAAAGGAGAGAUGCGCGCUCUGAUGCCUAAAAACAUCUUGGCGCGUGCAUGAGUGUGAGUGCGUGUGUGAGAGAGUGAGGGGUGUGUGUGUGAGAGAGAGAGAGAGAGAGAGAGAGUGAGGCGUGUGUGUGAGAGAGAGUGAGGUGCGUGUGCGUGUGCGCGCGCGUGUGAGCGCUCUCUCUCUCUGUGAGGCAGCAUGGUGUUUGUCUCGCGCCCUCUCUGAAGGAAAACACGCACUCCCUCUCUCUCUCUCACGCGCACGCACUCAUCCUCGUUACCGUGGAGGAGGAGGAGGCAGCAGAAGAGGAUGACUGUUCCCUCGCGCUCUUUACUUGGAUAACACACAGACAGACUGACUCGCGCGCCUUUCUGCUGCUGCUGCCGCUCCGAAGUGCUUCGACGAAGAUGUUCGUGCCCGCGCUCUCCUUCGUGCUUUUGGCGCUGGUGCGCGGCGCGUCCUCGCAGCUCCGUUACUCGGUGGCCGAGGAGUCCGAACUGGGCACUUUCGUGGGUAACAUCGCGGAGGAUCUGGGGCUGGACGCCACGAAACUCUCCGCGCGGCGCUUCCAGACGGUGCCGAGCUCGCGUACGCCGUACCUGGACGUGAACCUGGAGACCGGCGCGCUGUACGUGAGCGAAAAGAUCGACCGGGAGCGCGUGUGCGGCGGGAGCCCUCCGCCGUGCCUGCUGCACCUGGAAGUUUUCCUGGAGGACCCUCUGGAGCUGUUCCGCGUGGAGACGGAGGUGCUGGACAUCAAUGACAACCCGCCCACUUUCCCGGAGCCGGACGUGACCGUGGAGAUCUCGGAGAGCGCGAGCGCGGGCACGCGCUUCCCUCUCGAGGCCGCCAUGGACCCAGACGUGGGCAGCAACGGGCUGCGCGCGUACGAGAUGACGCCGAACGCGCACUUCCACCUGGACGUGCAGACGCAGGGCGACGGCAGCCGCUACGCGGAGCUCGUGCUCGACGCGCCGCUGGACCGCGAGCGGCAGGCCGUGCACCGGUACGUGCUGACGGCGGUGGACGGCGGGCAGCCCGCGCGCACGGGCACAGCGCUUUUGGUGGUGCGCGUGCUCGACUCUAACGACAACGCGCCCGUGUUCGACCAGCCCGUGUACGCGGUGACCCUGCGCGAGAACGCGCCGGUGGGCACGCUCGUCAUCCAGCUGAACGCCACGGACUCGGACGAGGGCGCGAACGGAGAGGUGGUGUACGCGCUCGGCGGAGGGAGCCACGCGGCCGCCAGCCGUGCGCGCGAGCUCUUCGACGUGGACGCGCGCACGGGGCGCGUGGAGGUGCGCGGCGACGUGGACUACGAGGAGAGCGCGCUACAUCAGAUUUACGUGCAGGCGCGCGACCUGGGGCCAAACGCCGUGCCGGCGCACUGCAAGGUGCUCGUGCACGUCACCGACGUAAACGACAACGCGCCAGAGAUCACCUUCAGCACCGUGAGCGAGUCGGUGAGCGAGAGCGCGCAGCCGGGCACUGUGAUCGCGCUGCUUAGCGUGUCAGACAGAGACGCGGACGAGAACGGGCGCACGCGCGCCGAGAUAGUCGGCGAGGAAGCCCCCUUCAAGCUCAAGCCCUCCUUCCGCAACUACUACACGGUGGUGACGGACGGCCCGCUGGAUCGCGAGACCGCGGACGCCUACACCGUCACGGUGGUGGCGCGCGACGGGGGCACGCCUCCACUGGCUACCAGCAAGUCCAUCCGCGUGCGCGUGGCCGACGAGAACGACAACGCACCCCAGUUCACGCAGCCCUCCUAUGAUGUACACGUGGCCGAGAACAACGUGCCGGGCGCGUACAUCUACGCCGUGACCGCGCUCGACGCGGACGAAGGCAGCAACGCGCGCGUCACCUACUCCAUCGCCGAGCGCGACAUCCAAGGCAUGUCCGUGGUGACGUACGUCUCCGUGAACGCGGAGAAUGGCUACCUGUACGCGCUGCGCUCCUUCGACUAUGAGCAGCUGCGGGAGUUCAGCUUCACUGUGCGCGCACGCGACGCCGGCACGCCUGAGCUGGCUUCCAACGCCACCGUGCGCGUGCUCGUGGUGGACCAGAACGACAACGCGCCCGCCGUGAUCGCGCCCGUGGGCAAGAAUGGCACCGCGCGGGAGCCUUUACCGCGCACGGCCGAGCCGGGCUACCUGGUGACGCGCGUCGUGGCCGCGGACGCGGAUGACGGCGAAAACGCGCGCCUCUCCUACAGCAUUGUGCGCGGAAACGAGGACGGACUUUUCCGUAUGGACUGGCGCACAGGAGAGCUGCGCACGGCCAGGCGCGUGAACGCGGGAGCCGGCGCGCGUUCACAGCACCAGCACCAACAGCAGCAACAGGUGUACGAGCUUCUCGUGGAGGUGCGCGAUCACGGCCAGCCGCCCUUAUCGUGCAGCACGUUGCUGCAGGUGGCUCUGGUGGACAGUCUCGCGGAUGGCGGAGGAGGCGGAGGAGGAGGUGGCGGAGGAGGAGGGGGCGGGAGCACGCGCGGCGGCAGCGGGAGCGCGCGAGGCGCCUCCAAAGCCAAGGAUGCUUCUCUGGACUUAACACUGAUCCUCAUCGUGGCCUUGGGCUCCGUGUCCUUCAUCUUCCUGCUGGCCAUGAUCGCGCUGGCCGUGCGCUGCCGCAAGGACAAGAAACUCAACGUGCACGCGGCUCUGCACUGCUGCUGUGCGUGCGCGUGGUGCUGCGGCGGCGCGUGCGCGGGCACCGGGAACGGAGGCGCGGGCGCCGGAGGCGGCUGCUGCGGGCGCCACUCGCGCUCCAGCAAAAAGAAGAAGAAGAAGAAGCUCAGCAAGUCGGACAUCAUGCUGGUGCAGAGCGGCGGAGGAGGCGGGAGCGGGAGCGCGCACAACGUGAGCGUGAGCGCGCCCUGCGGCGUCGGGAGCGCGCAGGUGCCCGUGGAGGAGUCCGGCAGCUUCGGCUCACUGCACCGCAAGCAGAACUACUGCUACCAGGUGUGCCUGAGCCCGGAGGCUGCGAGCACUGACCUCAUGUUCCUCAAGGCCUGCAGCCCGGCCCGCGGGGGCGCACACGGAGACCCGGGAGCGCGCGCGGCGCUGGUGUCCGCGUAUGGAGAGCAGCAACAGCAGCAGCAGCAGCCAGACAUCAUAUCCAAUGGAGGGCUGCUCUCCAGCGAGACGAAGCACCAGCGGGCGGAGCUCAGUUACCUUGUGGACAGGCCGAGGCGUGUAAACAGCUCGGCCUUCCAGGAGGCGGACAUAGUGAGCUCAAAAGACAGUGGGCAUGGGGACAGCGAGCAGGGGGACAGUGACCAUGACGCCACGCAUCGUGGACACUCCUCCGGAGCAGAUUUGUUCUCGAACUGCACGGAGGAGUGUAAAGCCCUGGGUCACUCAGACCGCUGCUGGAUGCCCAGCUUCGUGCCCACAGAGUCCCGGCAGGGCGCGGAUUACCGCAGCAACCUGCACGUCCCGGGCAUGGACGCCGUGCCCGACACUGAGGUAUUUGAGGGCGAUUUGACCGUGGGCGAUCACUCAUCAUUCUCCACCUUCGGCAAAGAGCCGCCACUCCACACACACCAACACCACCAACACCCUCACCAACAGCACCUCCACGCCUCCACGCUAGAUAGGAGAGAGUGCGAUGCGCUUCUGUGUAACUCGCGCACGCCUUACAAAGCCAACUAUCCGUCGCGGAAAAGGAUUUGUUAGCUCUUUCCGUGUGGACAUACCAGAGACGGCGUGAUUUUGCACAAUCACUGGGACUGAUGGAGAAAAGGACCAUCAGGUUUGAAGCAUCAAAGUUGGACUCCAUUUCCCGAAGCGUGGACGGAGGGUGCAGAGCCUCCAGGGCCAAGAGAGAUAGAGAGAGACUGAUGAGGACAGACUAGUGGCUGGACGCAAAAGGACAUCACGCUUCUCAGCCGGACUGAGACGGAAUGGAGUACAGAUGUGCACUGCUAAAAAAAUGAGAACAAAAGAACAAAGGAGGACGAUGAAGACCACGAGAGAAACGAGGGGACCGUAUCGCUUCUCUCGGAUACUGCGUGUGCCUGUUUACAGCACUACUGUACAAACAAAACAAACAAAAAGAGGAAAAAAAAACAAGAAAAACACCAACAACGACGGAGAUAUUAUUCACUGAGCCCUUUAGUUGUUUGUACACACACACCACUGAGAAGCCAAUUGUACAGGAAAACUCUUUGUGCAUUAUAAAUGCAAUAUCACUCUUUUAGACAUGACUGUUUUUCUAUUUCGUGUGUGUGUGUGUAUGGUCAGGUGUUUUUUCCCUAAAUCUAUUUUUUUGCUUUUAUUUUUUUCCGGGAAAAGCAGUGGAUUUGGAGGAAUCGUUCUCGCGCUGGGGUUUUUUCUGCUUUUUAAGUUCACGUCGUGAGCGGGGACAGCAGUGGCCUAAAUUGUACUCUCUCAGACAAUGCGUAGGUUAUAUCACGUGUGAGAAGUCUUAACUGUACUCUUUUAAGCUUCGAAAUAAAUAUAAAUCUAUAUAUAAAACUAUCUAUAUAUAUUAUACUUUUUUGUUUGUUUUUUUUAUUAUUUUUUUGCUUUCUUUUCUGAAAAUGUGGUCUCCAUUCGCGCUGUUUUCGCCAGUUUUAGUGUCCUGGGUCGCGUCCUGGGAAUGUUAGCUUUUGGCCAUCAACUUUACAGGGGUUCUUAAUGUGACGGAAAGCCUUAUCUCCAAACUUUACAUCCAUCCUUUUUUCACUUUUGGAUAUUGAGAUUCAUGUAAAGAAGAAGAACAAGAAAAAAAAAGAAGAACAUAAUAAUCUAGAUUUGAAUACAUGGUAAUUCUGUGUUAUUGUAGCCAAAAAAAUGGGUCCAUUUUCAACCGAGAGGCCAAAUACAGAAGGUGCACCAAGUUUCAAGACACACACACUAUCAAAACAUACACAUACACACUCACACACACACUCACACACAUCUACCUUACUGCAGAAGGUGACCAAUAAACUGACAAGUGUAUAAUGUAAACGUUAA
Molecule: messenger RNA, 5068 nt
Organism: Colossoma macropomum (tambaqui)
Lineage: Eukaryota; Metazoa; Chordata; Actinopteri; Characiformes; Serrasalmidae
Gene: pcdh10b
Product: protocadherin 10b
Exons: 5
Coding region: 515-3784 (1089 amino acids)
Biological process (GO): homophilic cell-cell adhesion
Cellular component (GO): plasma membrane
Molecular function (GO): calcium ion binding
Source: RefSeq, a predicted model, not a curated record